AUGUCAUCCAUUACUUUACCAGCUCUUCAAGGCCUUCCCACGGCUUCUGUUGCCUCCCAAGCCCUGACUGAUAUCCAAUUCCGCGCACGUAGAGCGGCCCUGACCCUCUCGCACAUCACCAUUUUCACUCUUAUCACAGCAUUCAGCCUCUCCUCUCCUCGUCGACGGCAUCCUUAUCUCCUCUGGACCAGCGCAUUCGCUCUUCUCGGUGGUCUCGGUCUGGAACUGUAUACCAACCACCCUUCCUUCAUCCAGGGCACCGAGAGCCCUCGCACCAGUACCUGUAGCUCCUAUCUGUCAUCUCUAUGCAGCGUGUCUACAUCUGGCGAACCACGUUCUUCAUGCUGCUGUGCUGGAUCUAUUUUGAACCGUUUCUUCGGAUCUGCGCCUAAGCCAGCCUCCCCCGAGAAGAAAGCAGAAGACGAAGAGUCGCUUGCAACCUCGAGUGAAAUCGAGCUUGUCGAACCUCCAUCAGAGGCUGAGUCUAUGGGAACCUCCCGCUCAACCGAAAAACCCACACCAGCUAGCUCAGUGGCGGAUGUCAAUGGCGAAUCCGUCGAACUGGCCAUGAAGAAAGAACGCAACCUCCACAUGCUCAGGACGUAUCUGCUUGGUAUCGGCUUCUCCAUGGGUGUGAUUGGCAUCUGGGGCGAACGAACAAAGUAA
Molecule: messenger RNA, 666 nt
Organism: Trichophyton benhamiae CBS 112371
Lineage: Eukaryota; Fungi; Ascomycota; Eurotiomycetes; Onygenales; Arthrodermataceae
Exons: 1
Coding region: 1-666 (221 amino acids)
Biological process (GO): autophagy of mitochondrion
Cellular component (GO): mitochondrion
Source: RefSeq, a predicted model, not a curated record